Molecule: messenger RNA, 1857 nt
Organism: Aspergillus bombycis
Lineage: Eukaryota; Fungi; Ascomycota; Eurotiomycetes; Eurotiales; Aspergillaceae
Product: vezatin family protein
Exons: 5
Coding region: 1-1857 (618 amino acids)
Biological process (GO): cell-cell adhesion
Cellular component (GO): plasma membrane
Molecular function (GO): myosin binding
Source: RefSeq, a predicted model, not a curated record
AUGGAAUCUCUUGUCUAUGAAAACUCGCCUUUGGCGGAUUAUCUCCAAGGGGAGGGUGAGCACGACCCAAGCUGGCCCGUUCAGGAGGCAGAGAAUAGCGAUAUUGCCUCUGAGUCGACAGCAGCGGACUUCGCUCCGCGAGGAGCGUCAAAAUUCCAAGAGCGGAUCCGGAAUAAGCUCCCUAAACCACUAGACCUGAAGUCUUCGCAUCAAAGAGCGGCUCUAGGCAGACUUUACGACGCCUGUACGUCGGCGUUGAAUUCGCGGGUUGGACGAAGUGAUAAUGAGAGGUUUCUGGAACAAUUCGGUUAUGUCAUCGUCGCGUCGCAGUUGCUGAACGAGCAUAGCGCCCCGUCUUAUGCUUCGGCUGCAGAUGUGCUGUCCAGUUCGCGCUUGACAGAUCUUCCGUCAAUCUCAUCAACUUUCGGACUACAGGGUGCCGUUGUCACAGCUUCGACAUCCUUCUCUAUCGCUUGGUUGUUGCACUGGAGUCGUCCUCGAACGGGCUCAGGCCUGAACCCUCGGAAAGUUGGCGUACUAUUAGUCUUAGUGCCCGUAAUCGGAGUUCUGUUUUACGCAUUCGCUAAACGACAAUGGCUCAAGUAUUUGCGACAUCAAGCUGUGGAUGCUGCGGGCUUUUUUAUCGGCAACGCUCAAGGGUUUGAUUCCGCUGCUUCAGCAUCGGUCGUGUUCAUACAGGAGGUCGAGCUAGUCUCCAGAGGCUACCGCAUAAGCACGCCGUUGCCUCCCAUUUCUAGACUCGAGGAUCAAGCGCAAACACGGCGGUGCUUGAGGCUGCGUCGGACUGUGUCGGAAUGCUUCUACGCCAUGUUGAGACGGUAUAUUCAAGCACAACGCUCUUUGCAACCUGUCACGGACAACGACAACCUGGCCAAAUAUUAUGACAUCUACGACGUCUCGCAGGAAGAGCUGGCAGAGGCUGAAUCAGCGCUCGCUGAGCGGGCAAUUGAAGAUCAAUAUUCCUUACGCGCUCUUCGCACCCUAUUCGGACGGCUAUAUAUCGUGAGGAAGAGCAUACUCUGCUGCCUAUUGGCUUUGGGUGCUGAUGGUGGAGGAUCCGACAUCGCGCGAUGGACCAUCGCUAUCGAGCAAAUGCAGGACCUAGCCGAGGUAACCGGCAGAUAUACAGAGAAGAUGGCCAACAUUCUUAAUGAGGAAGACAGCAAUCAAGUUCCUCGUUCUCCCCUACCCACGGCUUCUCCUAGUAAGGAGCAUCUCCGUGCGCAAUAUCGGAAGCUUAACUCUCUCUCACAGGCAAUCCGUGCGCUUCAUGCAAAAAUGCAUCUCAUCAGAGAAAUGUCUAGUGCCAGUCUAGAACAAACGGAUGUUGAUGAGAAUGACGAGAAUGAAGUGACUCUGGCUUCUCACUACGAAUCAAUUGGAACGGACAUUAAAAACCUUCUCCAAGAAUGGGAGGAUGGUAAAGCCGCCAUCAUGAGCAACACCCCAGACAAACGAUUGAACGUGGAUCGCCUUUCGAGGCCAUUAAGUGAGUGGAAGCUGCCGUCGUCGCCCACUCCUAGCCUAGGCGGUGCCACGGCGGUGGAAGGUAGUCCAGCCGAUGCGCUUAAAGCUUUGAAUGGCGAAAGGCCGGAUUCCAGCAUCAUCCAUACCAUCGAUGACGAGGAAGAAAUUUUCGAAGCCGUGGCUCUCCCAGCCCGUAGCAAGAGACAAUCCUUGACGAGAGAGGAGCGAAUCGCUCGGGUCAAAGAAGACCGAGCAAAACAAGCAGCGGCACGAGAGCGCCUUGAUGCGAACACCAACAUGCUAAAGGAACUUGAGAUGGUUAUCAAGCAACGACCACCAGCAGUUUCGAAGCGGAUUACCAGCAUCUGA